Lindgomyces ingoldianus is the source of this 2081-nucleotide messenger RNA. Its product is annotated as methylmalonyl-CoA carboxyltransferase 12S subunit. The transcript has 2 exons. Gene Ontology annotation, cellular component: mitochondrion; methylcrotonoyl-CoA carboxylase complex. Gene Ontology annotation, biological process: L-leucine catabolic process. NCBI's taxonomy places the organism in Eukaryota, Fungi, Ascomycota, Dothideomycetes, Pleosporales, Lindgomycetaceae. Gene Ontology annotation, molecular function: methylcrotonoyl-CoA carboxylase activity. The record is from RefSeq and is a predicted model, not a curated record. Bases 62 to 1783 code for a protein of 573 amino acids.
CAGCGUUCUUAAACAUCAGCAAUGCCCGCGACUUAGCCUUCGAAUUGAAGAACACCCUGAAAUGGCGUCAGUAAUUCCUUCUCGAGAGGCUUUGGCCCUCCUUCGACACUCCAUCCACCUGUCGUUCCGCCCACGACCUCAUUGUCUCCGCCAGCGGCACUACGUCAGACGUAUCGCAACUUUCACGCACUCUCACCAUGCAGAAGCUGUAUCUAUUUUACCGACAGCGGUAGAUACCAGCUCUGCCGACUUCCAGGAAAACAAGAGACAAAUGGAUGAAGCCAUGGUGCGGUUGACAUCUUUACAUUCGAAGAUCGCACUCGGAGGACCACAAAAGGCGCGAGACAAGCAUGUACAGCGUGGAAAAAUGCUGGUUAGAGAUCGUAUAACGUCUCUCAUUGACUCCGGAACUACAUUCCUUGAGUUCUCGCAGCUUGCGGGAUACGGGAUCUACGGAGAAGAUGUUCCCGCCGGUGGCAUCGUUACUGGUAUUGGCACCGUCUCGGGCGUAAACUGUGUCAUUGUCGCAAAUGAUAGCACAGUAAAAGGAGGAACAUACUACCCUAUUACUGUAAAGAAGCAUCUCCGAGCGCAGUCCAUCGCGCAGGAAAACCGUCUUCCAUGCAUCUAUCUUGUGGAUUCCGGCGGUGCGAACCUUCCUCAUCAAGCCGAUGUGUUCCCAGACAAAGAGCACUUUGGACGCAUCUUCUACAACCAAGCGCGCAUGUCAAGUAUAGGGAUUCCGCAGAUCUCCGUUGUCAUGGGUCCGUGUACAGCAGGCGGUGCAUAUGUGCCUAGUAUGAGCGAUGAGAGUAUCAUCGUACAAGAGCAGGGCCACAUUUUCCUCGCUGGGCCUCCGCUUGUGAAGGCUGCAACAGGCGAGGUUGUUACUGCCGAGGAACUUGGGGGUGGGAAGCUGCAUAGUCAGAUUUCGGGUGUUACGGAUUAUUUGGCUGUGGAUGAUGCACAUGCACUUGUGCUUGCGAGAAGGAGUGUUAGCAACCUCAACUGGCACAGCAGCCUCUCCUCAACACGCUCAACGUUACCAACGUUUCAAGAGCCACUGUAUGAUCCGGAAGAGUUGUCAGGGGUUGUGGGAACAAACCUACGCCGCCAAAUCCCCGCCCAUGAAGUUAUUGCCCGCAUCGUCGAUGGGUCCUCGUUUGCUGAAUUCAAACCUAGCUACGGCUCAACGCUCGUCACUGGGUUUGCGAAGAUUUACGGUCACCCCGUCGGUAUCGUUGCAAACAACGGAAUCCUCUUCUCUGAGAGCUCGCUAAAAGGCGCACACUUUGUCCAGUUGUGCGGGAAGAGACAUAUUCCAUUGAUUUUCCUGCAAAACAUCUCUGGCUUCAUGGUUGGAGCUGAUGCCGAAAAGGGAGGCAUAGCUAAGAACGGUGCAAAGCUAGUUACUGCCGUGAGUUGUGUAGAAGUACCAAAGUUUACUGUGGUCUUUGGAUCGAGCGCUGGGGCUGGAAAUUAUGGGAUGUGCGGCCGUGCCUACUCUCCCCGCUUUCUCUUCACCUGGCCCAACGCGCGCACUUCGGUCAUGGGGGCAGAACAGCUGUCCUCCGUCAUGGAGGCAGUCGGAAGACAAGCAGACCCGGAACUCAAAGCAAGAAUCGAACGGGAAAGCGAGGCUACAUUUGGCUCCGCCCGCCUCUGGGACGAUGGAAUCAUCCCUCCUGCACACACACGAAAAGUCCUCGGACUAAGUCUACAGGCAGCAAUGGGCGGGCAAUACACCGAGAAAGAGACGCAGUGGGGCGUCUUCAGGAUGUAGUUGCAGUCGUAUGCACAGAGUAUUAUGCCUAGAGUCAGCCUUAACGAGAGAAGAUGUCGGAUGAUGUCUUACCCUAAUAUCCGGUUCAUCUCCAACGCGUGACAUCAAUUUGCACAUAGAUUCAUGUCCCCAGCCGUUGGCGCUUACCCAAAUCGUCUUAGCCAGGGGCAAGCUUUGCGAGUUGAAGCUUGAAUCUUGCAUUGGCGGCUUGCAUCAAGCCAUCGAAUCUGGGCCAACAUCAACCCUCCUUCAACCUUGACAAUUUGCGAUUCUUUCAAGGUGUCACAGUGAAAGCGGC